This is a messenger RNA of Osmerus eperlanus (European smelt), 2099 nucleotides long. RefSeq names its product solute carrier family 35 member D2 (gene slc35d2). The record is from RefSeq and is a predicted model, not a curated record. Gene Ontology annotation, molecular function: antiporter activity; UDP-N-acetylglucosamine transmembrane transporter activity; UDP-glucuronate transmembrane transporter activity. NCBI's taxonomy places the organism in Eukaryota, Metazoa, Chordata, Actinopteri, Osmeriformes, Osmeridae. The transcript has 12 exons. The coding region runs from base 137 to 1150 and encodes 337 amino acids. Gene Ontology annotation, cellular component: Golgi apparatus.
AGCUGGACAGACCCGCCUACUCUUUUUGUUGAAACAAUCCCAUAGUAGACGGCAAUGGAGGCUUAUGAAUAAGGUACACGACAGCUAAACUGAACAGGAAGCAAUUCUUUAACUCAAAACCUCUCAGAAUAUCAACAUGUCUCUCAAGACAACUCUCGAACCGGAACACUCCGGGAUUUUGAAGUUUGUAUCCGCUGCGUUCUACGCCGGCAGUUCGUUUCUUAUCACUGUUGUGAACAAAACUAUUCUUACAAAUUUCAGGUUUCCUUCAUACCUGUUUCUGGGGAUUGGCCAGAUGCUCACCACCAUAUUCAUCCUGUAUGCUGCCAAAAAGAACAAGUUUGUUAAAUUCCAAGAUUUUGACAGAAGUAUUUUCAUCAAAAUUUUCCCUCUUCCUCUUCUAUAUGUUGGAAAUCACAUCACAGGGCUGGCGAGCACCAAGAAACUCAGUUUACCCAUGUUCACCGUGCUCAGGAAAUUCACCAUAUUGAUGACGAUGGUCAUGGAGGCGAGUGUACUGAGGAAAAGCUUUCCUCGCAGCCUCAUCCUCAGCGUGGUGACCAUCGUGCUGGGAGCGCUGGUAGCAGCCAGCUCUGACCUGGCAUUUGAUGUGGAAGCCUACACCUUCAUCCUCCUGAACGAUGCCUUCACCGCUGCCAGCGGUGUGUACACCAAGAAGAAGCUGGGCACUGAGGGUCUUGGGAAAUAUGGCGUCCUGUUUUACAACGCAAUCCUCAUCGUCAUCCCCACUCUUUUGGCUAGCGCCUUUACAGGGGACCUUGAGAAGGCCAUCACAUUUGACGACUGGCUGAGAGCUACAUUUGUCUUCUGCUUCCUGUUGUCUUGUUUUAUGGGGUUUGUGCUGAUGUACUCUAUUGUGCUCUGCAGCCACUACAACUCAGCACUGACGACCACAGUGGUGGGAGCGAUCAAAAACAUAGCUGUGGCCUACAUUGGCAUGUUCGUAGGCGGAGACUACCUGUUCUCCUGGACUAACUUCCUGGGGCUGAACAUCUGCAUGUCAGGUGGGCUGGUCUAUGCCUACCUGACCUUUCACCAUCCCAGCAGCCACCACACCGCCACCAACCAACUCCAGCCAAUCAACGUCCUCGUCACACAACCCUCUACAGACCGUCUGCCUAUCAAAUGAAAGGCCAGAAAUACCAUCUACAAAACACCCGAUUGGUUCUCACCCGAUCCUGUGCUUUGAUUGGUCGUCCCUCACAUAUUGUGACUUGGUGCUUCACACACAUAUUUAUGACACUGCUCCAUAUUGGGGUGACUGUGGGAUGUUUUAGUUGUUGCUUUGCGACAUUUAUCAAAACAGUUUGUUCCUCUGACUGUUCAUGUCCUGGGAGAUUUUUAGUCUGCCCAGGUAGUCUGUAUUUUGUUAUUUUUGUUCACAUUAUUGAACUUCACAGACAAAAAGAAUGAAAAAAAGGAGAGAAAUAAGCUCUUAGGGUCUUGAUAAAUGUUUUUUAUUGAAGACCAGUAAGUACCAACAGUUGUGGAUUUUAACUGAAUAUGUGUAUGUUACUUCUACAGAGCAAGCGAGAACUUUCCUUAUCGAAGCCAAACACACAUCUGACUCUAUACAGGGCGAGGGAAAUCUGAAUUUCAUAAGUAUCUAGAAAUAUUAAUUCCAGCGCUCAGAUUAUGUGAAGCCUAGUCUAAUACAUCAUGGUAUAUAUUAUCGGCCAAAAAUAUUUAUUUAACAAUAAACAAAGGGUUAGAAAUACACUGAUAUAAAAUUCUAGGGUAAUAAUACAAAUAUUAUAACCCUAUAUAACUAAUUAUUUGGUUUUUGCGAUUAUCAACAAUUUAAUUAUCUUCCACUUUUGCACAAUGGUCACUGAAGUCUGGAUAACUAAAGAGUUUAGCCAAUUCAAUAUACAGAUUCAUGAUGUACAAAGUUUUUUUCCCAAAACCCAACAAAACCUCCAAAUAACAAUAGGCCAGUUAAUAUAAAUGCUUACGAACAAUGUUAAAAUAUGUAGUGUUUCAAAAAAUACAAAAGGAAAGGAAAAAGCUUACUUUCAGCAGAAACAAGCGCCAUUUUUCUAUCCAAGUAAGACAUUUCUGUUCCAUUGCAAGCUUAA